Plasmodium knowlesi strain H is the source of this 1692-nucleotide messenger RNA. RefSeq lists its product as uncharacterized. The coding region runs from base 1 to 1692 and encodes 563 amino acids. The transcript has a single exon. Gene Ontology annotation, molecular function: protein binding. Lineage: Eukaryota; Apicomplexa; Aconoidasida; Haemosporida; Plasmodiidae. The record is from RefSeq and is a predicted model, not a curated record.
AUGCAAAAAGGGGAAACGUUGUUUUAUGCUAUUCUUCUUUUAAUCCCCAUCGUAGGUACUUGGAUAUACCUAAAAAUUGUGGAAAAUAAAAAAAUAAAAGAGAAAAAAAGUGACUCUUUAGGAGAGGAUGACAUAGGAAGUGCACAGAGGGAAGACCAAAACAAUUGUCAUUCCGUGGUUCAUGAAAAUAAAAAUCUUUCCAGAAGGAAAAUUAGCAGCAUGGAGGACACUGCGUCUUCUUGUUCUCAUCCACACGGGAACAGAUUCGGUGUUACUUCACAGGGCGAUGGAAUGGGAGCUGAUAGGGUGAAGUGUGUAGAGGAGGACGCCUCCUUGUGUAGGUCCGAGGGGGAAAAUGCAAGGGAUAAUUUAUCUAGUGGGAAUUUCAAAAAGGAACCGGAAUUGCUCACCGAGCGGUGCGGUGAGGUUACCACAGGGGAGGAAGUAAUCAAAGUGGAAGAAGCCCCAACUGGGAAGUUCCGAACGGGAGGAUCCCCAAUCGGGGAGGGAUCCCUCGAGCGAAUUUGCCACUAUAACGAAAGGGACAAGUCCGAAGUAGGAGGUGGAGAGGAGGGCAAGAAGAGUCUCGGGAGGGGUAGCGAUAGCACCAUGGAAAGCCUCCCAGGAGUCAGUUAUGUGAAAACAGAAAAGGGCGAUCAAACAGGAGAUGGUGAUAAAGCGAAAGAGGGGGAAUCCGACCAAGUAAACACAAAUGAGGGGGAACCCGAUCAAGUAAACACAAAUGAUAACGACAAAAGAGAAAGUUGCCCGUGGGACAACGAGGAAAAAGCUAAUGGCACAUUUGCGAAGCGGCCAAGCAACAUCACAAAGAGAGAGGAUAUAAAGGAAGAAUUGAGUAAAGAAGACAUGAAUGGCUACGCCAGAAAUUACUACAGUGAUAACUAUAUAAGUAAGGAUGAUUAUGAGAAUUCCAGUUCUCACCUUAGCUCCUCCGUGGACGAUGAUGAUUCAGAAGAGAUAAGCUCCAAUGAGGGCGACUCCGAUAGGAGUGACGACUCCGCCGGUAGGAAGAGCUCAUCCGUCCUGAGUGAAGACUAUGAAGAGGAGGAGGAGGACAGCGAAAUGGAUGAUCACGACGAAGACAAUGACGACGACGAGGACGAUGAUGGGGAGUGCGCGGAUGACCAGGACGGAGGAGGUGGGCAGAGCAUAGAAGAGAUAAAGGACCAAGGAAAUGAGUUAUUCAAAAAGGGGGACUACACACAGGCCAUCUUUUACUACAAUAAGGCUUUAAAAAAAUGCAAGGAGAAAAGUACCAAGUCUAUUUUGUAUUCCAAUAGAGCAGCUUGUUAUUCUCAUUUAGAAAACUGGAAUCAGGUGGUCGAAGACUGUAAUAAGUCCAUCAAUUAUAAUGAAAAUUUUGUGAAGUCCUACAUACGUAGGAGCAAUGCAUAUGAACAGCUGGAAAAAUAUAAUGACGCGUCCAACGACUUGAAUAAAGCCAUAACGUUGGAUUCCUCCUUACUGGCCAGGUACGAAAUGAAACAGAAAAAAUUAAAAUACCUAGCUGAACAGCAAUUAAAUAAAGAAAAGGAAGAAAUGGUGGGGAAAUUAAAGGACUUUGGUAAUUUGCUCCUAGGGAAAGUGGGAUUGUCACUUGAUAAUUUUGAAGUGCAAAAAAAUCCAAAUAAUGAUGGUUCUUUUAAUAUUCAAUUUAAGCAAAAUAAGUAG